AUGACACAAUUGAAAAAGCCACAUCCCGGGGGCCCCAUCAUCCUCUUUGUCGCUGAGCUGUGGGUGGAGGUGGAGGUCUGCUCAGACCCUCGUGCCCAGGCUAGGCCCAAAGCGCAGCCAGCAGCCAUGCAGGCCGCAGGUGGAGACCCCGGGGGCGCAGGUGCAGAGGACCCCGCCGGCCUGGAGCCCCAGGGCAGCCCCGAGGAGCAGGGUGGGCACACCACGUCCGGUGGCGGCAGCGGUGGGGCAGUGAGACCACUGUUCAAGUUCUCCCUGACCGUGCCUUUCCACUCGCCCCUGGAGGUGGAGAUGGCCUGCAGGGCCCUGACCCCCAUCGUGCAGAACCACCGGGGAGUCAUCAAGAGCUCGUACUCUCUGAAGGGCAGCACCCUGGCUCUUAGGUGGACUGCUGAAAACCCAGUGCUCUUGCAGGCUUCCAUCAACCACCUCUUCCGCUACCUUUACGUGGUGAUUCGGAACAUCGUGACCAUGAGGCCCCACUUCCCACAGAACCGCCAUAGGCCUGAGGCCUAA
Messenger RNA from Elephantulus edwardii (Cape elephant shrew), 534 nucleotides. RefSeq names its product EKC/KEOPS complex subunit LAGE3-like. Bases 1 to 534 code for a protein of 177 amino acids. The transcript is spliced from 2 exons. Gene Ontology annotation, cellular component: EKC/KEOPS complex. The record is from RefSeq and is a predicted model, not a curated record. NCBI's taxonomy places the organism in Eukaryota, Metazoa, Chordata, Mammalia, Macroscelidea, Macroscelididae.